AUGCCGGUUGUGCCGUCCCAAAGCGUUCACCCUGACCGUCAGGGUCAGGGUGAACGCUUUGGUUGUUGGGCUCAGAGCACCUCCUGCUCUCUCAGUGACUGCAAUAAGGGUGUGUAUGUGGGUGAUUGGCUGCAGGUGUUCCGAGACGUUCAGGAGCGCUCGUUCUUCUGGUUGCUGAAUGACGACUACUUUGCAAACAGGAAACAUGACAUCCACCCACAGGAGGAGGAGGAGGAGGAGGAGGAGGAGGAGAAGGAGGAGGUUCAGGGAAGUCCAGGCUGCAGUCAAAGCAUUGUUGGAUGUGUUGGAUGGUGGAGCAGUGAGACGCUGAGGCGCUGUGGACAGCAGCUGAUGGAGCAGAGCUACGGGGAGGUGAACCAGCUCGGCGGGGUGUUUGUGAACGGCCGGCCGCUGCCCGCCCCGCUGCGGCUCCGCAUCGUGGAGCUGGCUCAGCUCGGCAUGAGGCCCUGCGACAUCAGCCGCCAGCUGCGCGUGUCUCACGGCUGCGUGUCCAAGAUCCUCGCGCGCUACAACGAGACGGGCUCUAUCAUGCCCGGUGCGAUCGGUGGCAGCAAGCCUCGGGUCACCACCCCCGCCGUGGUCCGCAGCAUCCAGGAGUACAAGCAAGGAGACCCGGGGAUUUUCGCCUGGGAGAUCCGAGACAGGCUGCUGACAGACGGGGUGUGUGAUAAGUACAACGUGCCGUCAGUGAGCUCCAUCAGCCGGAUCCUCAGGAAUAAGAUUGGGAAUGUUUCUCAACAUGAGAGCAGCAAACCGACUCCGGCUCAGAUGCCCCCAUACGGACACGUGUACCCCUACUCACCCACCGGGAGCAGGACCGGAGCAGGACCCCCUGGGCACGUCGGGCUGCCCCGGAGCUGGCACAACAUCCUGGGCAUCCGAGCCUUCAUGGACCCGGCAGCUCUGUCUGGAUCUGAUGGUCACUCAACCAAAGUGGAGGACUGGACCAGUAUGACCAGUAUGAGCAGCAGACCGUUACCUUCUGGAGUCAAUGGAGCCGACAAAACCAACAACGAGCCAGACCUCAAAUACCCACAACAGUCUUCAUCCAGCCUGUCUGGUUACGUCCCAGCUUGUGCGUACUCUCCACCGAACCAGUACGGUGUGUACGGAGGCCCGGCGGCCAACUACAUGAUCCCUGGACACCACUGGCAGCCUCAGUCAUCCAAUCUGAAUCCCAGUUUGACUCCCAGUCUGGUUCAUCCUGGCCCCGCUGCAUCGCUGGAGGCUGCAGAUUUCCACCAUGCUACAUCUUUUAAACUUUCACAGAGAGAAGGCAGAGCAGACGGUCACACUGAGCCUGAUUGCAUCCUGCUACACAAGAGCCACACACUCUGA
Messenger RNA from Scomber japonicus (chub mackerel), 1359 nucleotides. RefSeq names its product paired box 1b (gene pax1b). The coding region runs from base 1 to 1359 and encodes 452 amino acids. The record is from RefSeq and is a predicted model, not a curated record. Gene Ontology annotation, biological process: regulation of transcription by RNA polymerase II; anatomical structure development. Lineage: Eukaryota; Metazoa; Chordata; Actinopteri; Scombriformes; Scombridae. Gene Ontology annotation, molecular function: RNA polymerase II cis-regulatory region sequence-specific DNA binding; DNA-binding transcription factor activity, RNA polymerase II-specific. The transcript has 7 exons.